AUGGCGGAAGAAAUCUACGAAGAGCCUUCCGGAGGAUACAAGUUCACACCAACGGAUCGCAUAUUGAUUGUGGAGUACCUUCACAAGAAGGCCAAUGACGCUCCCGUCCCUCUCGACCUCAUCCCCGAAGCAGACGUCUAUGCUCGAGAGCCAUGGUGGCUGAGCUACGAGUUCGAGUACGCUGCGGAGAAGGGCGAGUUCUACUACUUCACCAGGAUGAAGCGGUCCAACGCUUCCAACGGCAGGCUGAGCCGCAUCGUCGGCGGGUUCGGCCACUGGAGAGCGAGCAUCGAACGGAAGAUUGUCACCGACGAGGAGGGUCGCGUCAUCGGGGCUCGUAUGGGUUUCAAGUUCUUCGUAGAUGUGAUCGAUCGCCAAAGCAACAAGAAGAGGACCACGGGCACCAAGUGGGUCAUGUACGAGUACAGGCUUUCCGGCCAUUUGGCCCAUACGCGUGGGGACAAGGAGGUGAUCUUGUGCCACUUCAAGCCGUCGGGAAGGGGCAUCUUCAGCAUCGGGCGGCAGCCUACCAAUCAAUACGAACUGAGCUCGGGGUGGCAGAGCGAGGAAGCCUAUGCCGGCACAACGCAUGGUGUUAAUCCCAGCAGUGACACCAUGAUCAAGGCGGAGGAGGCUGGCGGUUUCGCAGCUGCAUCUCUCGCUGCGACGCCGCUGGGGCAGCAAGCAGGAUACGAACAUUACCCCACGCUUGUGCAGCAAUCACUGCUGCCCUUGAGCGCCGCCGUGCCACCCUACGCAAGAUACGAAUUUGAUGACCUGCUAGAAUCGAUUGUGGAUAAUAACACCAGCAAACCUAAUGUGUCAGGGCCGGUCAUGCAAACUGCAACGGCAGCUUGCUAUGACCGCCGCCGUCCGUUGUCUUCUGCGCAAGGCUGGCUGGCCCAGAAUCCCUUGGUGGAGGGGAACAGCACGCCGUAUCACGAGGAUUCACCCAGGAAGAAUCUGACGGGCAGCAGCAACAGUGGAUGGACUCUGCAACAGAGCGGACAAUCACAAUUUUCUUGGGUUGAAGACAGCAGACACUGCUUUCGAAGCCGCCGUAUUGCAGAGUGGAGUCAAGUGCACUUUGCCAAUCCAUCUGAAACAAGCUACAACAAUGGGCAACCAGUUCUGACUAGGAGCAGCAAUAAGCAAGGGUCACCGGAGCCAACCGUCUUCAACGACGACUCAGGCACUUGA
This is a messenger RNA of Musa acuminata AAA Group (dessert banana), 1200 nucleotides long. Its product is annotated as NAC domain-containing protein 55-like. The transcript has a single exon. Gene Ontology annotation, molecular function: DNA binding. The record is from RefSeq and is a predicted model, not a curated record. Bases 1 to 1200 code for a protein of 399 amino acids. Gene Ontology annotation, biological process: regulation of DNA-templated transcription. NCBI's taxonomy places the organism in Eukaryota, Viridiplantae, Streptophyta, Magnoliopsida, Zingiberales, Musaceae.